AUGUAUUUAUUACCAAAUCAAUCGGAUCGUUUCGAUGGAGACGAAUUUCUGCACGAAUUACGCGUCUACUAUCAAUGCAAAUACUCAGAGAUCCCACACGCACAAAUCGGUGAAAGGCGUGCACAAUUUCGACGCGAGUUCGACAAUGGACGAGUGAGAGUGACAUUCAACAACGGGAUCGCGCCCGCUUUCUGCUUAUCGAAUGAACGAAACUUCGCGAAUGGAAGAUUUUCGAUCAUUUCCGAGCCAUUUCUUUUCAACGGUGUUUUGGUGAUUGCUCGCGGUUUCAUCGACGAAAAUUCACUCGAGGGACGGGUCAGAAUUGAGAGAACCGAGCCCAUUGGAAAUGUGAUCGAGCCAAGUACAGCACAAUUAAACGAAAUGGAUCGACUCUGUGCUUUGUAUGAUAUUUCAUCGAGU
Molecule: messenger RNA, 420 nt
Organism: Mesorhabditis belari
Lineage: Eukaryota; Metazoa; Nematoda; Chromadorea; Rhabditida; Rhabditidae
Source: the annotation of a GenBank genome assembly